Exophiala dermatitidis NIH/UT8656 is the source of this 681-nucleotide messenger RNA. RefSeq lists its product as uncharacterized. The record is from RefSeq and is a predicted model, not a curated record. The transcript is spliced from 2 exons. NCBI's taxonomy places the organism in Eukaryota, Fungi, Ascomycota, Eurotiomycetes, Chaetothyriales, Herpotrichiellaceae. Bases 202 to 582 code for a protein of 126 amino acids.
GCGUUUUUGGCGACCCUCCUCGUAUGAACGUGUCCGUCACUUUUGUGCUCAACUGUCGACGUCAAUAUCACGAGACCAAGGGGGGAAACAGAGGCUCAACGUCCUGUUGAUCAAAAAUUGCAGCUAAGUACGCGAAAAGCCGGGAAGCAAGCAGCAUCAAAAACACUGCACCAUAGUAUUUUCUUUGCUCCCGAGCCAAAUAUGGCCAGGUCAGAACCAAGCGCGAGAGCAUCUCGAUGCCGGAUGCAGAAGACAAUCGGGCCUCAGUCCGAUUAUGCAUCGUUGAAAACAAUUCUUCCUCGUCAUUGUGCGCCGAGUAAAUUCGACACAGCCAUGCACGCAUGCGGUGCCUCGAAUCCCACGAGCAAGAACCGAGACAAUGGAAAUGGUAGACCACCAGGGCCGAACAAUCGACUCGGAGGCAGAACAAAGAAAAGACGACAAACAAAGCGAGAGAGCGUUUUGAAUCGAGACUGUCGAAAGCUCCAAACUUCGGAAAUUCCGAUCCUUCACUUUACCGAACACGGAGCGUCCAGAGGUAACGCCCAUAACAGCACAGGAGAGUACAUCACAUCAAGAUGAGGCAGCGUGGUGGUAGCUGGGAACGUCUAAGUACGACUCCCGUCGUAUCGAAGCGUCUCAGGCACAGAAUAGUCGUCUGUCAACCGCUUUCUUCUGGUC